Messenger RNA from Cynara cardunculus var. scolymus (artichoke), 4200 nucleotides. Its product is annotated as myosin-9. Gene Ontology annotation, biological process: vesicle transport along actin filament; actin filament organization. Gene Ontology annotation, cellular component: actin cytoskeleton; vesicle; myosin complex. The record is from RefSeq and is a predicted model, not a curated record. The transcript is spliced from 34 exons. Gene Ontology annotation, molecular function: microfilament motor activity; ATP binding; actin filament binding. Lineage: Eukaryota; Viridiplantae; Streptophyta; Magnoliopsida; Asterales; Asteraceae. The coding region runs from base 1 to 4200 and encodes 1399 amino acids.
AUGCAGGAUAUUACGGAAAAAAUCACCGUAGGUUCUCAAGUGUGGGUGGAAAACCCAUCAGUGGCUUGGAUUGAUGGCGAAGUGUUGAAAAUAGAUGGAAAGGAAGCUGAGAUCCAAACCACUGACGGGAAGAAAGUUGUUAUGCAACUAUCAAAAGUAUACCCCAAAGAGUUGGACACUCCAGAUGGUGGAGUUGAUGACAUGACCAAGCUUUCUUAUUUGCAUGAGCCUGGAGUUUUGCAUAACAUAUCUAUCAGAUAUCAACGAGAUAAAAUCUAUACUUAUACAGGCAAUAUCCUCAUCGCCGUUAAUCCAUUUCAAAGUUUGCCUCACUUGUAUGAUGCUCACAUGAUGGAAAAAUACAAAGGAGCACAAUUUGGGGCUCUAAGUCCGCAUGUAUUUGCAAUUGCUGAAUUUGCUUUCAGGGAAAUGGUUAAUGGAGGAAAAAGUAACUCAAUCUUGGUCAGCGGUGAAAGUGGGGCGGGUAAGACUGAGACUACCAAGAUGCUUAUGCGCUAUCUUGCAUAUGUUGGUGGUCAUAAAGGCUCUGAAGGACGAACAGUUGAACAACAGGUUCUAGAAUCAAAUCCAGUCCUGGAAGCAUUUGGCAAUGCAAAAACUGUUAGAAAUAACAAUUCCAGCCGUUUUGGAAAAUUUGUUGAGAUUCAGUUUGAUAAAUGUGGAAGAAUAUCUGGAGCUGCCAUCCGGACAUACCUCCUAGAAAGAUCUCGUGUUUGCCAAAUUUCAGAUCCUGAACGCAACUAUCACUGUUUCUAUCUUCUUUGUGCUGCACCCCCGGAGGAAACCAAGAAAUACAAAUUAGGAGACCCUAAGUCGUUUCACUAUCUCAAUCAAUCAAAUUGCUAUGAACUUGUUGGUGUAAGCGAUGCCCAUGAUUAUCUUGCCACUAGGAGAGCCAUGGAUAUUGUUGGAAUAAGCCAAACAGAACAGGAUGCAAUUUUCAGCGUUGUGGCUUCAAUUCUCCAUCUUGGUAAUCUUGAAUUUGCUAAAGGGGAAGAGCAUGAUUCGUCAAUCCUGAAAGACGAUAAAUCCAAAUUUCAUCUUCAGAUGACAGCAGAGCUGCUAAUGUGUGAUCUACAGUCACUGGAAGAUGCACUACUGAAGCGUGUGAUGGUUACUCCAGAAGAAGUUAUCAAGAGAAGCCUUGAUCCUGAGGGUGCAACCUUCAGCAGGGAUGGUUUGGCUAAGACCUUAUAUUGUCGCUUAUUUGAUUGGUUGGUGGAUAAAAUUAAUGUGUCGAUUGGGCAAGAUCCAAAGUCAAAUUCUCUAAUCGGCGUCCUUGACAUAUAUGGUUUUGAGAGCUUUAAAACCAAUAGUUUUGAACAGUUCUGUAUUAAUUUCACUAAUGAGAAGCUGCAACAACACUUCAAUCAGCAUGUUUUCAAGAUGCAGCAAGAGAAAUACAGCAAAGAGGAGAUUGACUGGAGCUACAUAGAGUUUGUAGACAACAAGGACAUCCUAGAUCUUAUUGAAAAGAAACCUGGUGGGAUCAUUGCUCUACUUGAUGAGGCCUGUAUGUUUCCCAAGUCAACUCCUGAAACGUUUUCACAGAAGCUCUAUCAGACAUUCAAAACUCACCCACGAUUUAUCAAACCAAAAUUGGCACGCUCGGAUUUCAUCAUUGCUCAUUAUGCCGGAGAGGUUCACUAUCAGUCUGAUCAAUUCCUAGACAAAAACAAAGAUUAUCUUGUUCCUGAACAUCAAGAUUUGCUGAGUGCUUCCAAGUGCUCUUUCGUAUCAGGGCUUUUUCCUCCACUACGCGAGGAUGCAACCAAAAAAUCCAAGUUCUCGUCAAUUGGUUCUCGCUUCAAACUACAACUUCAACAAUUGAUGGAGACUCUGAAUUCCACACAACCUCAUUAUAUUAGAUGUGUGAAGCCAAAUAACUUUCUUAAACCGGCUGUCUUUGAAAAUGUCAACAUCAUUCAUCAAUUACGUUGUGGGGGGGUUCUAGAGGCAAUUCGUAUCAGCUGUGCUGGAUACCCUACCAAUAAGAGUUUCAUUGAUUUUGUGAAUCGAUUUGGUCUUUUGGUUCCAGAGGUCUUGCGAGCAAAUCAUGACAGGAAGGAUGCAUGUAGAAAGAUUCUGGACACGUUGGGGAUUCAGGGAUAUCAGAUCGGAAAAUCAAAAGUUUUUCUUAGAGCGGGUCACAUGGCUGCAUUAGACACACGGAGAGCGGAAAAGCUUAGCAAGGCAAUCAUUGUUAUUCAGAGAAUGACAAGAAGUUUUCUCAUUAGGAAGCGAUUUCAUGCUAUGGCUAAUCUUGCUGUUGCCUUGCAAACUUUAUGCAGAGGAACGCUUGCUUCUAAGGUAUACGAAGAUAUGAGAAAGACAGCUGUCUCAACAAAAAUUCAGACUAACUUUCGGCGAUACACGUUGAGGACGUCUUACAACAGACUCAGGCAUGCAGUUGUCCUCAUUCAGUCAUGUCUGAGAGCAAUGGCUGCUCGCCGUGAACUCAGUUACAGGAGGCGAACCAAGGCAGCUACUUGCAUAGAAGCCAAAUGGCGUGGUCAUAGAGAUUAUAAACGCUAUAAGAAACUGGAGAAGGCAACGGUUGUCACACAAUGUGGAUGGAGGCAGAGAGUUGCUAGGAGAGAGCUUCGGAGAUUAAAGAUGGCAGCAAGGGAAACUGGUGCACUUCAACAAGUGAAGGAGCAACUUGAACAGCAAGUGAAAGAGCUCACACGGCGUCUAGAUAUUGAAGUGCGUAAGAAGAAUGAAUUAGAAAAAUCGUUGCUUGCCAAGGAACAUGAGUCUGGAACAAAUACAUCUAGCGGGGGAAAGAUUGACAGUUUAGCUGCAGAAGUGGAAGACUUGAAGGCUUUAUUAGAAUCAGAGAGACAACGAGCUGAUGAGUCUGAGAAGAAGUAUGCUGAAGCGCAAGAUAGAAUUGAAAUUAUGAAGUUGGAAGAAGCUGAAAGAAUGGCUUUAUUAGAAUCAGAGAGACAACGGGCUGACGAAUUUGAAAAGAAGUAUAUUGAAGCCCAGAAAACAAUCGAAAUCAUGAAGUUGGAAGAAAUUGAAAGAACGACUGAAUUGGAAGACGCAUUGCUCGCCAAGGAACGUGAGUCUGCAACGGAAGCAUCUGAUGAAGCUUUGUUUAAUGUGAACAUGCAGAAAUCAUUUGAUAUUAAUAGAAAGCUUGACAAUUUAAUCACAGAAGUGGAAAACCUCAAGGCUUUAUUAGAAUCAGAGAGACAACGGGCUGAUGCACUUGAAAAGAAGUACAGUGAAGCCUUGGAAACAAUUGAAAGUAUGCGUCUAAAGUUGGAGGAAACAGAAAGAAGUGUACUUCAACUUCAAGAAGCAGAAAGAAGGACUGAAUUGAAUGAGGCAUUGCUUUCCAAGGAACGUGAUUCUGCAACGGAUGCAUCUGACAAAGCUUUAUCUGUUAUGAAAGAUGCCCCAGUUUUGGUGGAGGACACUGGAAAGAUUGAAAAUUUGACCACAGAGGUGGAAAAUCUUAAGGGUUUAUUAGAAUUAGAGACACAACGAGCUGAUGAAUCUGAAAAGAAGUAUGCUGAAGCCCUGGAAUCAAUCAAAAUUUUGCGUCUUAAGUUGGAAGAAAAUGAAAGAAGGGCUGAAUCGAAAGACACAAUGCUUGACAAGGUACAUGAGUCCGCAAUGGAAGCAUCUGAUGAAGCAUUGUCUAUUGUGGAAAGAGCCACUGUUUCAGUGGAGGAUACUGAAAAGAUUGAAAGUUUAACUGCAGAAGUGGACAACUUGAAGGGUUUAUUAGAAUCAGAGAGACAAAGAGCUGAUGAAUGUGAAAAGAAGUACACUGAAGCCCUGGAAUCAAGCGAAAUUAAGCAGCUGAAGUUGGAAGAAACUGAAAGAAGGGUACUUCAACUUCAGGAAGCUUUGAAUAGGAUGAUAUACAGCAUGUCAGACCAAUUUUCGGAGCUAAAAAGUAUGUUGUAUGCUUCAUCCAGUUCGAGUGUAACUUCAGGAUUCAUUGUUAGAGAUGCUUUUGGCGAUGCUACAUCUACCUCUUCCGAUAUUACAUCCACCGAUUCUGAUUUCACUUUCCCAGCUCCCAAUUCUACUCCAGAGACAGUCUCUCCUCUCAGUCCUGGUGCUUUUCAGAUGAUAGUUCAGGAUCUUUCUGUGGCUGGAAAACCAGGAUCUGAAAACUGGGAAAGUGACCGGGAGGGGGCCUUCGAUGACUUCUUCUGA